AAACAGCAGGAGUGUCAGAACUCAGUCGUAUCUGGACGUGUUCAGCUCCUGAGUUCAGUCUAUUUGACCCCGUGACUUCACACAGGACGGGUCACUUAGUACUACGGCUGCUUCCAGAUCAGUUGUGCUCUGACUCCAUAACUUUGUCUGAGAAACAACUGCAACCUGAGCGGAGGCAGCGGGACUGUGUACAGACUCAGGCUGAUCUCUGCGAGGUGAAAGGCAGGUGAACUGAAGGCGCAGGUGUUCGGCUCAGGUGUUGGUCCUGCGGGAAAAUGAGCGUGGAAAGGCCAUCAGAGCCAGUCUGCUUCCGCCCCAGAGGAACCUCUGAGGUGUCCCUGCAUGAACGCUUCUCUAGAGUCCUGGUGGAACAGGAGACCUGCUCGAGGUUAGCGACCUUUGACCCCAUCCUGUUGCAGCACACGAGGAUGCCCACUUCCCCACCUGUAGUGCUGCUGUUGAAGACAGUGCCGUUAUCUCUGCUUCAUCAUCAGGCUCCUGUCAGCUCCAGUAGGGCGGAGCUUCAUCACCUGAGCAGGAGGAGGAGCGUCUGGACUCGACUCGGCUGGCAGCAGGUGACCCGCCGCCUGUCGACCUCCAGGCCACGGGGCUUCUGGAGCUUCAUGAACAAAUACAGUUGGAGAGGCAUGGUCACCUCCACCUGCAGGAGAAGUCUGCGCAGUCGACUCGGCCAUCUCCGCUUCCUGAGACCAGCGAGCGUCGGUACACAGGCUUCAGGACGAAGAUGGCGCAGGCUAACGCUGAAGAAGGGUGGAGCCACUGCCCUGAAGAGGCCUGGCACCCGCAGAAAGAAGGUCGCGAUGAAGAAGCAGCUGGAUGCUGAGCUGGAUGAAUACAUGUCGCUGUCCCGGCACCGACUGGACAAACAGCUGGAUGACUACAUGUCCAUGUCCCGGAGCCGACUGGAUGCUGAGCUGGACGAGUACAUGUCGAUGGCGGGACAGUCGCAGAAGCUGUGGGACUGAGACGCUGAGGGGCGGGACUUAACGAGGUUUGUUUUUUACGUUGGAACCGCCUCUCCAGCUGUAGAUUUUUUUUAUUUGGUGACUGAAAGCAGCGGCUCUGCACUGUUACAGUUUAAUUUGGCCAACUGAACCUCAGCUCUCAGGCUGCUGGUUAGUUCCUGCUCUCAGGUGCCUAAAGUUGUAAAUUUUAUUUUAUUUUUUUUCCUUCUUUUAAAACCAGAGUGCUGUUUUCCGUUGGUUUGUAUGCUUCCCUGAAGUGGUUGUGUGUCCUUCACGGACCCCUCUGUGUGUUGGAACUCCUUUUAAAUGGGUUGGUUUGUGUUUCUGAGGAUUUUGUUC
Molecule: messenger RNA, 1325 nt
Organism: Archocentrus centrarchus (flier cichlid)
Lineage: Eukaryota; Metazoa; Chordata; Actinopteri; Cichliformes; Cichlidae
Exons: 6
Coding region: 276-986 (236 amino acids)
Source: RefSeq, a predicted model, not a curated record